AUGAGCAAAAAUGAUAUGAAUGCUAAGUUGGUUGAACUUAAAGGAGAACUCGCCAACCUUAGAACCGCUAAAGUUACUGGUGGAGCUCCAGCUAAAAUCUCAAGAUUAAGAGUUGUUAAGAAAGAUAUUGCUAGAUUAUUAACUGUCAUGAACACCCAAAGAAUGGAAGCUCUUAGAAAGUAUUACAAACAAGCCAAAUAUGUUCCAAAAGAAAUUAGACCAAAGACCACUAGAAAGGAAAGAAGACAAUUAACCAAAGCACAACUCAACCUUAAAACUGUUAAAGCUGCUAAAAAGGCACAACACUUCCCAGCUAGAAAAUUCUUUGUUCUCGCCUAA
Molecule: messenger RNA, 339 nt
Organism: Entamoeba dispar SAW760
Lineage: Eukaryota; Evosea; Mastigamoebida; Endamoebidae
Product: 60S ribosomal protein L35-3, putative
Exons: 1
Coding region: 1-339 (112 amino acids)
Biological process (GO): maturation of LSU-rRNA from tricistronic rRNA transcript (SSU-rRNA, 5.8S rRNA, LSU-rRNA); translation
Cellular component (GO): cytosolic large ribosomal subunit; ribosome
Molecular function (GO): structural constituent of ribosome; mRNA binding
Source: RefSeq, a predicted model, not a curated record